ACAUACUUGUAGAUAUACGAUGCCACAUAAAACCCAUGAUUGGCAAAUCUCUUGCCUUGUUUUCUUUUGUCUUCUUCCAUCAGGUUAUGGAGGUGUGAAUGGAUCAUUCCCUAACCAAUUUCACGAUCGAAAUGGCGAUAAUAUAUUCGGUUUCGAACCGAAGAUGUUAUUCAUAUUCGGAGAUUCGUAUGUGGAUACAGGGAACAAUCCUAUCACCUUUGCCAACUCGUGGAGGUUUCCUUACGGAAUCACAUUUCCUAAUAAACCUACCGGCCGUUACUCCGACGGUCGUGUUUCUUCCUAUUAUUUAGCGAAAUACCUUGGUUUAAGAUCUCCGAUUCCAUAUCGAUGGAGGAGAUACGAACCAAAGCAACUGGAAUAUGGAAUGAAUUUUGCAUACGGUGGAGCUGGCGUAUUCGAAACUAUAUACAAAGUUGCAAAUACAACUUUACAAAUCGAAAAUUUUCGAAAUCUCGUCCAUGAAAACGUAUAUUCUGCGGCAGAUCUCCUCUCCUCGGUCGCUCUUUUCAGCAUAGCUGGAAAUGACUACUUCACUUACCUCACACUUAACAAUGUCACACAACAGGGUAUUGAAACAUUCACAAGGAGGAUCAUAAACCAAAUGAUUUUGGACAUAACGACGGUCCAGAACUUGGGAGUGAGAAAGGUGGCCAUUGCGGCCAUGCAACCUCUCGGAUGUUUACCGGUCGCAUCCACUGCCACCGGCAAAAGUGGUUUCCGGUGGUGCAACGAAACUUAUAAUGUAAUAGCAAAGUUUCAUAAUACACUUCUAAGUCAAGCCCUAAUCAAGUUGAACCAAGAGAAGAAUGACACUGUUUUUAUCAUGCUCGAUAUUUACAAGGCUUUUUGGACCGUUUUGAAGAACAAAGGUGUUCGAGGGAUAUCAAGUUUUCCAAACCCAUUGGAGAGAUGUUGUGUCACAACCAAGAAGGGAUACAAAUGCGGAGAAGUGGACAAAAGAGGUGUAAGAACAUUUGAACUUUGCAAGGAUCCUAAAUCUUUCUUCUUUUGGGACGAUCUUCAUCCUUCCCAACAAGGUUGGCGAUCAAUCUAUUCCGUUCUUCUACCCGAUCUCUGAUAUUGUCACGAAUGAUUCAACAACGUAAUCGUAAUAAUUAUGUAUGCUUAUCUUUUUUUUUCUCAUGCGUGAAAUAAUUAUAAUUCAUCUAUCGUUGUAUGAUUGUUG
Messenger RNA from Tarenaya hassleriana, 1207 nucleotides. RefSeq names its product GDSL esterase/lipase At2g36325-like. Lineage: Eukaryota; Viridiplantae; Streptophyta; Magnoliopsida; Brassicales; Cleomaceae. Gene Ontology annotation, molecular function: hydrolase activity, acting on ester bonds. The record is from RefSeq and is a predicted model, not a curated record.